Parastagonospora nodorum SN15 is the source of this 216-nucleotide messenger RNA. RefSeq lists its product as hypothetical. NCBI's taxonomy places the organism in Eukaryota, Fungi, Ascomycota, Dothideomycetes, Pleosporales, Phaeosphaeriaceae. The record is from RefSeq and is a predicted model, not a curated record. The transcript is spliced from 2 exons. Bases 1 to 216 code for a protein of 71 amino acids.
AUGUGCCCCUCUCGAUUCACACCGCCGAAAGGCCUCAGCAGCACUCUCAAAGCUGGCGGACCGUACGCUGGCCAACGAAAAAGGGAACGCGGCACUGCGUGGGGCCCCUGUGAGCGCCUCAUAGACUGCGAGACGCGCUCGAUAGUAGCACUCGCAUCACCACAGGACGAGACCACUGCGAAAACCUUCCACAAAUGCUUGGGUAUCGACGUAUGA